UUACUAGUUUACUUUCGCUUCCUUUCUUCCUAUUUCCUUUCCGCCUCCUUCCUUCCUCUUCCACAUUUCUCACAAUCCAAACAAGCAGCAAAUCGAGAUAAAGAAGAAGAAGAAGAAAGGAAUGGGGAAUUGCCAAGCGGUUGACGCGGCGACGCUGGUGAUUCAGCAUCCCACCGGCAAAGUGGAGAAGCUCUACUGGCCCAUUACCGCAGCCGAAGUAAUGAAGACAAACCCCGGCCACUACGUCGCUCUCCUCCUCUCCACCACCCUCUACCCACCUAAUUCCUCUGCCUCCGGCGCCAAUGCUACUUCUACUAAUACUACCAAAUCCGCCGCCGGCAGCGGCGGGCCGGUGAGGCUGACGAGGAUUAAGCUCCUCCGGCCCACGGACACCCUCACCCUCGGCCACGUCUACCGGCUCAUCACCAAUCAAGAGGUGAUGAAAGGAUUGUUGGCGAAGAAGCAAGCGAAGCUCAAUCAAAACAAUCCCCAAUCAGCUGAAGAUCAUCAAUCGGCGUCCAAAUCGGAGGACCGGAGAAAACAGAGCAGCUCUGUUUUGCCGGCGACGAUAUCUGAAACGGACGAAUCCAGAAGACGGAGAAGAGCUCACGGCAGCAGCCACCCGGUUACGAGAAACGAAAGGAACAGAGGGUCAUCAUCGUCAUCAUCAUCAUCAUCAUCAUUGUCAGCAGGUGGAGCAGGGAGUGGGAGCGGGAGAUCAUCAAGAACAUGGCAGCCAUCACUGAACAGCAUCUUGGAAUCAGCUGGCAGCAGCAGCAGCAGCAGCAUCUAAUUUCAUACUUCAAUUAUAUUGUCUCCUCCUCUCUAGAGCUUAGUGAUGAUGCACUUUAGUGGGCAGUGGUUCUUCGUGCCGACACCAACAUCACAGCAUAUGAAACCCAGCUGGCUCUGCCCAACCGUCCAAUUCAUCAUCACCCCCUCAAAAACCUCAAGAAUAUAACGGCAAUUUUUGCUUUUAAUUAAUCCCACCUUCCUGGAUUUUGAGAUACCGUUUCUUUUUUCUCUUUAAAGAAAAGGAACCGUACGGAUACCUGUAUAGCAAAGAAAUUGAAAGAGGGAAAAGGGAGGAAAAACAGAGAGGAUGAGAGUGCGUUGUCUUCGUCGUGGUGGUGGUGGUGACUGCCUAAUAGGGUUUUUUCUUGUUUCUUCUCUCUUGUGAGAUCGAUGUAGUGAAAUGAAUAACAUCCAUUUGUAGUUUUAUGGCGCUGUUCGUUGGAGAAAUUUUAUGAAAUGAAUAAGAAAAAUGCCA
Messenger RNA from Linum trigynum, 1270 nucleotides. NCBI's taxonomy places the organism in Eukaryota, Viridiplantae, Streptophyta, Magnoliopsida, Malpighiales, Linaceae. The record is from the annotation of a GenBank genome assembly.